Messenger RNA from Haemonchus placei, 333 nucleotides. The record is from the annotation of a GenBank genome assembly. Lineage: Eukaryota; Metazoa; Nematoda; Chromadorea; Rhabditida; Trichostrongylidae.
AUGGCACUUCGAGGUGGGGACGAAUUCGAUGACAUCCCCGAUGACGAACUCGAAGAGACACUUAUGGAAAGACUGGAAGGUCUUACGGAGAUGAUUCCAGCCAGUUUACGUAAAACCAUUACUAAUGGUGCUUCAUGGAGUGUAUGGGGAGUGAAAUCCCUUUGGUAUAUCGCUCGUCAAGCUGUCUGGAUAGGUGCCACAACGUCGCUCAUCAUGUUUAUGCCUUAUGUUAUCGAAAAGGAGAGAAGUGAUCUCGAAAAAACUCAGGUAGCCCAACAACGACAGAUGCUUUUGGGUCCUUCUGCCGCAGUGCAAGCAGCAAAGAAACACUGA